Molecule: messenger RNA, 3782 nt
Organism: Linum trigynum
Lineage: Eukaryota; Viridiplantae; Streptophyta; Magnoliopsida; Malpighiales; Linaceae
Source: the annotation of a GenBank genome assembly
UAAAAAAGGGUGCUAUUUUUGUAAAUAUUUCGGCUGGAUGCUAUUUUUGUAAUUUUUUUUUAAAGGUGCUAUUUCUGGAAAAAUCCCGAUUCUUUGAGAUCAAGAUUUGGGUCCCCUCCUCUGUGUGUUAAUUGUAUUGAGGCUAAAACCUCUCAGUCAUCAUUCUCCUCCAGUGAUACUAUCUAUGAAUCCCCUUUUGAUUUAAUUCAUACAAAUUUUUGGGGCUCGUCUCCAGUUAUGUCUCGAAUGGGGUACUGUUACUUCGCUCUAUUCAUCGAUCAUCGAUCAUGCACUCAAUUUGGCAACACGAUCAAGGUUAUUCGUUCGGAUCCUGGUGGGGAGUUUAGCUCACAUCCGUUGCUCGAGUUCUAUCGUUCCCAUGGUAUUAUCUCGCAACAGUCCUAUCCCGGAUUUUCUCAUCAAAAUGGAUUGGUUGAACCGAAGCAUCGACAUGUGCUCGAGCUGACUCGUGCUCUCUUACUUCAGUCACACUUUUCCCGGGGCUUCUGGGUUGAGGCAAUCGCAGCUGUUGUGUAUGUGAUUAAUCGACAAAUCACAUCAACACUCAAUGAUCAGUCUCCUUUCUUUUGUCUCUUCUCCAAACAACCCAACUAUUCCUGGCUUCGCGUUUUUGGUUGUGUAUGUUUUGUGUUAUUGCCGAAGAAGGAUUGUCAUAAAAUUGAGUCAAAGACAGCCAGGUGUGUUUUCUUAGGCAACAGCGAUCGCCACAAAGGAUACAUGUGUUAUGAUCCUCAAGAACGCCGUAUGCGUAUUUCUUGUCAUGUCGUCUUCCUCGAGCAAGUAAUGUACUAUUCUACUACUCCCGAAUGAGCAUACUCCUACACUGGAUUUUCUCCUUCAUUUUCCGAGUUUUGAUGUUGACCCGAUUGCUCAUGUUUCGCAAGUUGAGCCUGUUGGUUCGGAUCCUCCUUCUCCACCAGCAACGCCAGUCUCGUCCCAAGCUUCACUCUCACCUAGAUCUUCCUCUCAGGGCUCUUCAUGUGCGAGUUCUAGUUCUUCCUCUGCUCCCAAUUUUCCCGACUCUUCUACCUCACCUUCUCUGGAACCUGUGUCCCCUCCACCUCUUCGCCGCUCCAAUCGUAGCACCUUUCGUCAAGCUCCACUUUUAAUGCAGGAUUACGUGAGUUUCUCCGCCGAGCCUAUUUUUUUUCCUAGCCACUACCGGUUUGCUAUGGGACAUCCAGAAUGAGACGCUGCGAUGGCUGCCGAAACCAAGGCCUUGGAGGCGAACCAUACCUGGGACAUAGUCUCUCGUAUUUUGGGCAUUCAUGUACUGGGAAUCGUUGGGUAUAUAAUAUUAAGAUGUUUCUGGAUGGCUCUAUAGAGAGGCAUAAUGCUCGUCUUGUGGCACACGCUUUUCGACAAGAAUUUGGCAUAGAUUAUGACGAGAAGUUUGCUCCGGUGGUGCGGAUGCAGACGGUACGGAGUAUUUUCGCGGUCGCUGCUAUGAAGAAUUGGUCGAUGGUUCAGUUGGAUGUGAAAAAUGCAUUCCUUCAUGGUGAUCUGAAGAAAACUAUUUAUAUGGAGUGUCCUCCUGGUUAUGACAAAGGGGAGAAGGAUGUGAUCUGUAAGCUACGAAAGUCCUUAUACAGUUUGAAGCAGGCAUCGCGGGCUUGGUUUGACAAAUUUCAUGGUUUUAUUCUGCAGACUGGCUUCACUCAGAGUACGAGUGAUCCCUCCAUGUUACUUUGCAAUACUGUCCAUGGUAUUGUGGUUUUGCUUUUUUACGUCGAUGACAUGAUAGUGACUGGCAGUGAUAAGGACGGGAUCAAGGAGCUCACACAGUCGUUGCACUCGGCUUUUAAUCUGGAAGAGUUGGGUUAUGUGUCAUAUUUCCUGGGAUAGGAAGUUACUCGAUCGGCCAAAGGGUUGUUUGUCAGCCAACGAAAGUAUAUCAUUGACCUGCUUGACACUGCACAGUAUAGUGAUUGUCGUCCAUGCUCAACUCCAAUGGAACAGAACUUGAAACUGAGCAGAGAUAGUGGUGAACUUUUAUAAGAUCAUACUUUUUAUAGAAGUAUCGUUCGCAGUUUGAUUUAUCUCACUCACACGAGGCCAGAUAUUACUUAUGUUGUUUAGAAUGUUCGCCAAUCAUGGGAGCUGCUGGGACUGCUCAUUUGGAUUCGGUACAUCGGUUGCAGUACUUAAGGGGCACGCAUGAUAUGGGUAUGUUAUUCCCGCUAGCAAUCACACAGCAUUAGAAGGUUUUGCAUAUGCAGAUUACGCAGGAUGUCUCAACACAGGCGAUCAACCUCAGGAUGGUGUGUAUGGCUCGGCCGAUCCUUUAUUUCUUGGAGAUGCAGGAAACAGGAUAAGGUGUCAAAGUCUUCGACAGAAGCAGAAUAUCGUUCUAUGUCAGAGUUAAGCACGGAGAUGGUUUGGCUGCAACGAUUGCUAGAUGAACUUGGUAUUAGGUGUCCUAUACCAAUGAGGAUCUAUGGAGACAAUACCAGUGCUAUUCAGAUAGCCCAAUCCUGUGCUUCAUGACCGGACUAAACAUAUAGAAGUCCAUAUUCAUUACAUUCGGCAACUGGUUGCAGAAGGCAAAGUUCAACUGAGUUACUUGUCUACAGAGGACCAGACUGCAGACUUGCUAACAAAAGUUGUGGCAUCCAGUCGUCGUUGGUACUUGUCUUGCAAAUUGAUGUUGAUUACUCGACAUCAAUUUGAAAGAGAAUGUUAAUUGUAGAAAUUAAAGUACCAAAAUGUAAUUAGCCUAAGAGGCAGUUCGGCUGGAGCUUGAGAAGCUAACCUAUAUAUUGCUCAUAUAUACUGUUAAAGAGUAUUAAGUAAUACAAACCCUAAAAUCUGUAAGGGAGAUCCUCACCGUUAACUAGCGUCAUAGUGAUCAAACCACGUUAAAAAUACCUUUGGCGUUCUUUAACUUUCUGCUAGAUUGACACAGUUAAGUUAAGUUUUACGUUUGGUAAUAUAUGUACAAUAAAUAAUUUAUGCGUCAAAAACAAAAGCAAUAUCUAUAAUAACGUUUCUAUUCCAUUUAAGAUGUUAACAGUUUCGGCCAAAGCAUAAGUUUGUCUUUCUCUGUCUCCUAUUAAGUGCCUCUAUAGUUGCAAGUAAUCACUUCUCGAUAGAAAAUGAGAGUGGUGAAAUCUGAGAUCAUGAAUCUACUUUUGUUCUUAGUUUUAGCCACAACAUUAUUAGUAACCGGUACAUGGAGCCUCCCGUUGAAUAAUCUCAUUCACAAAUCAUCAAAUUCGAGCAGCAAACCCUCGAUAAAACGGCGUCAGUUUCCUCCAGACUUCAAGUUUGGAGCAUCAAUAUCUUCCUACCAAGUACAUUUUCAUUUUCGUCUUUGAUGAAAUGGAAUUAAUUUAUUAACUAAGUUCUUAAUAAUUUUUCUUUGGUCUGGGAGUUGGAUUUGUUAGCAUGAAGGCGCCACUUGGGUGGAUGGUAGACGUCCAAGUAUAUGGGAUGCUUUUAGUCAUGCUCAUCCAGGUAAUUUAAUGAAACAAUUCAUCGACGCUAUUCUGAGUAUAAAAUAAUCGAUGCUAAACAUUUUUGUCGCUAAAUCAAUAGCAAAGAAUGAUGAGGGAAAGAUAUUUAAAAAAUCCUAAUAAUUGUCUCAUAAUUAAUAUGGUUCUCGCAACAUGUUGGUUAAAUGACAGACAGAAUACGAGGUCGAACCAACGGCGAUACGGCUACCGAUUCUUACCACUUAUACAAGGUACGUGACAUUAGCGACGAACUAUGUAUUAGGCAACUACUCGACUAGAGGGAACUAAUAACUAGAAUUCAUAUUA